AUGGCUAACAUUUGGCUUCUCUCACUUCUCUUCCUCAUCUGUAUUCUUCUCGCCUUUUUCAACCACAAGAAGCGUCGGAAAUAUUAUCAGCAACCACCGUCUCCUCCUGGUUUCCCGAUCAUCGGAAACUUACAUCAGCUCGGAGAAUUACCACAUCAGUCUCUAUGGACACUCUCAAAGAAGUAUGGUCCUGUGAUGCUUUUGAAGCUUGGAAGUGUCCCAACAGUCAUUGUUUCUUCCUCUGAAACAGCAAAACAAGCUCUUAAAAUCCAUGACCUUCAUUGUUGUAGCCGUCCAGGCUUGGCAGGUCCAAGAGAACUCUCUUACAACUAUCUAGACAUUGCUUUCUCUCCUUUUGAUGAUUAUUGGAAAGAAGUAAGAAAACUCGCUGUUCAAGAACUCUUCAGUACUAAACAAGUUCACUCGAUUCAACCCAUCAAGGACGAGGAGGUCAAGAAACUGAUCGAUUCAAUCGCGGAAUCAGCUUCUCUGAAAACUCCGGUUAACUUGAACAAGACGUUUCUUGCUUUAACUGUAAGUGUGAUAUGCAGGGCUGCAUUUGGUGUGAGUUUUGAGGUAACUGUGCUCAACAGUGAUAAGUUCAAUAAGUUAGUCCGUGAGGCUCUUGAGAUGUUAGGAAGCUUCUCUGCCUCAGAUUUUAUUCCGUAUAUCGGUUGGAUCAUCGACUGGUUCACGGGUUUACAAGCACGGCGAGAGAGAAGCGUGAGAGAUCUCGAUGCGUUCUAUGAACAAAUGAUUGAUCUGCAUAAUAAAGAGGAGAAGGAAAAAGGCAGUGAAGAUUUCGUGGACUUGCUAUUGAAGUUGGAGAAAGAAGAAGCUGUUCUUGGAAACGACAAGCUCACAAGAAACCAUAUCAAAGCAAUCUUGCUGAACAUUCUUUUAGCAGGGAUCGACACUUCUUCAAUUACAAUGACAUGGGCAAUGGCAGAACUUGCUAGAAACCCUAGAGUUAUGAAGAAAGUUCAAUCUGAAAUUAGAAACCAAACGGGGAACAAAUCCAUGAUCAACUUGGAUGACAUAGAUCAGCUCCAUUACUUGAAAAUGGUGAUCAAAGAAACAUGGAGGCUACAUCCUCCAGCGCCUCUUCUUAUGCAAAGAGAAGUAAUGUCUGAAUUUGAGAUCAAUGGCUACAAGAUAGAACCCAAGACACAGCUUCAUGUGAAUGUAUGGGCUAUUGGUCGUGAUCCCACUACUUGGAAAGACCCAGAGCUUUUUCUUCCAGAAAGAUUUAUGGAUAGUGACAUCGAUGUAAAAGGAAAAAACUUUGAGUUGUUACCGUUUGGGAGUGGCCGAAGAAUAUGUCCUGCAAUGUACAUGGGAACCACAAUGGUGGAGUUUGGUCUUGCAAAUAUGUUGUAUCAUUUUGAUUGGAAGUUACCAGAAGGCAUGGUGGUUGAAGAUAUCGAUAUGGAAGAAUUUCCUGGACUGACUGUGAGCAAGAAAAACGAGCUACUACUAGUUCCUGUGAAGUACUUCGAUCAUUGA
Messenger RNA from Arabis nemorensis, 1506 nucleotides. NCBI's taxonomy places the organism in Eukaryota, Viridiplantae, Streptophyta, Magnoliopsida, Brassicales, Brassicaceae. The record is from the annotation of a GenBank genome assembly.